Coccomyxa subellipsoidea C-169 is the source of this 2805-nucleotide messenger RNA. RefSeq names its product cysteine proteinase. The record is from RefSeq and is a predicted model, not a curated record. The transcript has 11 exons. Bases 1 to 2805 code for a protein of 934 amino acids. NCBI's taxonomy places the organism in Eukaryota, Viridiplantae, Chlorophyta, Trebouxiophyceae, Coccomyxaceae. Gene Ontology annotation, biological process: protein deubiquitination. Gene Ontology annotation, molecular function: cysteine-type deubiquitinase activity.
AUGUCAAGAGGGAAGAAGGAGAAGAAGGAAAAGGGCUUGAAGCAUGCAGCUGAAAAGGAAGGAGCCCCGGAGAGGUCCUCCUUUGAGGAAGUGCAUGCACCCGCUGCUGACAGCGAGACGCAGGCUCCCCACACAAGUGGAUUCUUCUCUCGGCUCGUCUCGUCACCAUUUGCAGCUGCAUCACUCGAGGCUGACACGCCUGCAGCCGGGCACGGGGUAGAAGGCAAGGAUGCGAGUGGCGAUUCUGCUACAGGGCCUGAAGGGAGGACGCAAAGCAGCGAUGGCAGCGCCGCUAAGAACAACGAUCAAGGCGGGAAGAAGGGCCAUCGGAGAGUGCACUCUCUUGGCAGCUACCUCCCGUCCUGGGUUGUCAAGAGGACAGCCUCCAUCCCAAGCAACCUGGAUAAGGCGGUGGAGGCGCACAAGGAUGAUGACAAGACGCCGCCAUCCCCGAAGACCCCCCGCUCCCAGACCGAAGAUGCUGAGGCUGCUGGGGCGUCAGCAGAGCCGCCGGCCGUCCCACCCAAGACACCCGAGCUGACCAGGAACCAGUCUGCGCUGUCCUGCUUCGGCCUGGGUGGCAAGGUGGCCACAGGCGAGGAUGGCGACGAGCAGGUUGAGAAUAGCAAGGGAAGCAAAGGCAACGAUGCGGAUGCGAUGCCCUCUGGCAGUGUCGGCCUGCGGAACAUUGGCAACACCUGCUUCAUCAACUCGGCGCUGCAGGUCCUGCGCUGGACCCCCGGCUUUGCAGAGCUGCUGGUGCCAGACUUGCUCAGCGGGGACUUCCUGCCACUAUCCAGCAGCGCCAGGCCUGCUGAGGAGUCCACCAGGGAUGCAGCCGUCUCUGCUCUUCCCGCCACAUCCAGCCAGAUGGCCCCGCUCUCCUUGUCAGCGGCAGCUGCCUCCGCAGAAGCCGAGCCGCAGGCAGCAGCAGCCGCCCCCGAGGCAGUAGAGGGUGGCCUCAGCAGCGGCUGCUCUGCGCAGGAGGACCCUGUCAGCAGCGCCGCAAUGGAGGAUCCAGCCGUGCUCGCUCGCACUCUGGACAGCUCUCCAGUUCCCUCGCCGCUGCCCACCAUCAGGGAAAACUCGCCGGCCCUGGCUGAGACAGAGUGCCUGGCACCUGUCCGCACAAAGCCCAGCUUAGAGGGGCAUGAAGAGGAGGACGAGGCCGAGACUGAGCCUGCCGCAGAGCAUGCGACGCACAGCACGAAGGACGCUCAUGCUCUUGGCGCAAUCUCUGUGCAGCAAAAGAGCAACGUAGCGCCACAGGAAGGGAGCGGGGCUUCCGAGGAGUUGGGCAAGGUGCAGACGGAAGGAGGUGCCAAGCAGGGAGGAUCGCCACUGGGGCCGGUCACACCUGCCCACAGCGAGAUCCCCUUUGCGCACCCGUCCCUGGCCAGCCCUCCCAGCAGCCUGUGGGGCCACAAUUCCGCGCACAGCGACACAUCCACCGGAUCAGCGCAGGCUGCAGAGGAGCCUCAGCUCGAUGUUGGCGGCGUUAGCAAGGGCAGCGCAGCAGAGGGUGUCGAGCUGGCAGGCCUGGAAGAGGUUGUGUGCGCCUGUGGCAUGCACACUGUGGGCCACCUGGCCGGAGGCAGCUCUGCAGUCAACGCUGUCACGGUGGCGGCAGUGCCCAUGGCAAUCAAGCUGCCUGAGCGGAAGACUCCGCCCCUUGAGCGGGGAGAGAUGGCAGAUGCCUUCCGCCAGCUCACCAAACAGGUGUACAGCGAGCGCCCUGGUGCGGCGGUGGACCCCACGGCGCUGGUGAAGAAGCUGUACCAGCUGCCGCAGUGCGCUGACUUCCAGGACGGCGGCCAGCACGACUGCCAGGAGGCCCUGCGCAGCAUCCUGCUCGGCCUGCACGAUGACCUGAAUCGCGUGGUCAAGGAGUCUGAGAAGCCAAAGGCGGCGCCGGAGGAAGCUGCCGUUGAGGGCAAGGAGCAGGAGGCCGCCCAGGUGGGCUCCGAGGAGGAGGAGGAGAGCGCUCCCAAGCAGGAGGCCAGUGAGGUGCCGAAGGAAGAGGGGGCGGGUGAUGCAGAGGGCGUUGAAGUGCCAAAGGAGGACUUGGAGGCCGCCAAGGCGGACCGGGAGUGGGCCCGCCACUUGGCCCAGGACAACUCUGUCAUCUACGACCUCUUCAGCGGCCAGCUGCAGUCCAGCAUCAAGUGCCACAAGUGCAACAACCGCUUCACAACGUAUGAGGUGUUCCUGGACCUGAGCGUGCCCCUGACCAAGGAAGGCAAGGGAGGCAUGCUCAACUUCUUCAGCAAGAACUCCACGCCCUCCAUUGAGGACUGCUUGCACGCCUUCACAACAGACGAAGUCAUGCAGGGCGAUGAGGCGUUCCAGUGUGAGCACUGCAAUGAGAGGACGAGUGCCACGAAGCACUUCAGGAUCCACCGCCUGCCCAAAGUGCUGCUGCUGCACAUCAAGCGCUUCAAGUACACGGGCACCACGCGCGAGAAGAUCACCACCAAUGUCACCUUCCCGCUGAAGAACCUGUCGCUGCAGCCGUUUGUGUCGGACGAGAGUGGGCUGGAGGACGCGGACACGAGCAAGUACGAGCUGUUUGCGGUGUCCAACCACAUCGGCAGCAUCACCAACGGCCACUACAUGGCCGUGUGCAAGGCGCCCCCGCCCCCCGGCGCCAAGGACAAGGACCAGUGGUUCUGCUACAGCGAUGACUCAGUCAAGCGUGUGCCUGCCUCAGCUGUUCCCUCUCCCAAUGCCUACCUCCUCUGCUACCACCGCAAGGAUGCAGAGGCUAAGGCGGCCGACAGGGGACGCCUCAGACCAGAGGUGUAG